AUGUUGCCAGAAUCUUUGGUUUAUCUUUUGACUAAGGCAACAGCCCUCGUUUCUGUUAUCUUUGAUGAAUCUUCCCCAACAAUUAAGCCUUUCUUCGAUCGUCAACAAUUUAAUUUUGAAGUUGAUUUGUCCAAUUUAAAACAUUUUCCAACAUUUUUGGGGCAACUCCAAGCAGAAAUAAAAAUAAAUAAAACAGAAUUGACAGAAAUUCCUUUAAUUAUUUAUUUAAUUGAAGAACAAAAAAAUGAAAUUAAAAUAAUUGAAAAUAAACAAAAAGAAGUUGUUGAAGCUGUACAGAUAUCCCCAAGUGAUUUAUUUAGUAUUGGACGUGAAAGUGGAAAAAUACAUUUAAUGAGGAAACCAACAGAGAAUGAAUUGAGUAAAAGAGAAGGAAUUAAAUUUAAAGUUUGGAUAGUUUUUUAA
Molecule: messenger RNA, 423 nt
Organism: Meloidogyne enterolobii
Lineage: Eukaryota; Metazoa; Nematoda; Chromadorea; Rhabditida; Meloidogynidae
Source: the annotation of a GenBank genome assembly